This is a messenger RNA of Erythranthe guttata (spotted monkey flower), 891 nucleotides long. RefSeq lists its product as uncharacterized. Lineage: Eukaryota; Viridiplantae; Streptophyta; Magnoliopsida; Lamiales; Phrymaceae. The record is from RefSeq and is a predicted model, not a curated record.
UUGGCGUAACUGAAAUGAUGUGAUUGCCUUGUAAAGAAUUGUUUGCGUAACUUUUUUCUUUUUAUUUGUUAUAAAAUUACUUCAAACAGGCUUUUGAUGCAUAUAUAAUUGUGGUUUUUCUAGUUUUUAUUUCAAAUUUUUUGAAUAUUUAUUUGUUCAACAUGGCUGCAAGAAAUUCACCAUACUCGUACAAACUCCAGACUCUAGUCACUCUGCUUUGCCGGUACAAGGUUAUAUCAGGCGGUUCAUGGCGGAGCCACCAGAUCCACCACCGCGAUCUGCCGCCAUCGUAUAGGAUGGGAUGCGGCGGCGGUUCGGUUGAUCAAGGGCUAAGGUCUCUAAGUGUCACCUCCAGAAAAUAUAGCCAACCCAAGUUGGGAAUGGAAAGGGGUCAAAUUGAAGAGGUACAAGUACAACCAGCAUUAACAUCUCCUCUCAAGUUUGACUUCUCCAAUUGGGUGAAAUGGUUUCUAGGAUCUAUGCUAUCUUUUCUGCUACCAUUUUGGAAGAACAAAUGGGACAACUUGCUAACUUUUGAAGGGAAGGCUGAAAGAGUGGUGGAAGAGGUGGAAGCCGCGGCGCAAGUGGUGGAGAAGGUGGCGACCACCGCGGAUAAUGCACUGAUGGAGGUGGCGAAUCAAUUUCCCGAUGGCAGUAAACUAAAAGAAGCAGCUCAAUUAAUGGAACAUGCAUCUGCUGUAGCUGCUCAAGAUGCUCAAUUAAUUGAAAACAUAAUCCACAAGGCUGGUGAUGUUAAGCAAGAUUUGCAGGAACUAGAAACCAUGGUUGAGCCAAUUGUUGACAAAAUCAUACGAGGAAAUAAAAUCCCCAGCAAAUUAGUAUAAAUAACAAAAUUAAUUAUAUAAUAUAUAUUUAUAUAUCUAUCAUAAA